UAACAGUGUACAGCAUGAAUUACAACUCCCUCAAUGUUGCAAGAAGACAGAGUCCUCCGGCCCCUCACAUCUCGUCAUUGCGGCGGCGGCGGCGGCACCGGAGGGACGACCCGGCGGCGAGGACUACCUCUCUCGCGCGUGGAGUACUUCCCUUACCGCUCUCAUGCGGUAGCGACUCGGAGGCACCGUGGGCGGUGCAAGAUCUGGGCGAGCUCAACAGGACAACAGCGUUCUCCGGCGUUCCUCUCCACCGUCGACGGUUUUCAAGCUUUGGGUGCCUGCGGCCGGCUCGACGGGUGGCAUCAGCAAGCGCCGGCCUCGGCACUGCUGCGGGUGGUUAUAUGGUGGGCGGAGCACACUAGUGGGCUUCAACGUCAGGGAACACGACGUCGUUGCGAUGCCUCCAGAUGCACCAGCAACAGAACAUAAAGAAUGUCGAUAGCGAGGUGAGCGACAUCUAGCAGAUUGCGGAUAGAAGGCCACGGAAGGUGACCGGAACCCCAACGUGGCCCUGAAAUCAACCACCAAUGGGCAGGGAGAGAGGAGGUGAUUUUAUUCCUGAAUCAUGCUUAACAUUUCUUUAGCAAACAAGCACUAGCAGCCCGUUUUCAGAUGUAGACAUGCCAAUGAAGGCCUGAUAAAGAAUAGAAAAAAUACAAUAUAUUGGUUUAAUUGUUCUCUUGUGUAGACCAAAAUUAGCGAGUAAAGGAAA
Messenger RNA from Triticum aestivum (bread wheat), 712 nucleotides. RefSeq lists its product as uncharacterized. The record is from RefSeq and is a predicted model, not a curated record. The coding region runs from base 34 to 429 and encodes 131 amino acids. The transcript is spliced from 3 exons. NCBI's taxonomy places the organism in Eukaryota, Viridiplantae, Streptophyta, Magnoliopsida, Poales, Poaceae.